Guillardia theta CCMP2712 is the source of this 797-nucleotide messenger RNA. RefSeq lists its product as hypothetical. The coding region runs from base 21 to 671 and encodes 216 amino acids. The transcript is spliced from 8 exons. The record is from RefSeq and is a predicted model, not a curated record. NCBI's taxonomy places the organism in Eukaryota, Cryptophyceae, Pyrenomonadales, Geminigeraceae.
GCUAGGCACAGCCUGGGCCAAUGCGCCGCCUGAACUUUUUGCUCAUUGCUGCGACCGCUUGUUUGGCUGUGGAAGCCAAUCCGACAUGCCCACAACCUUGCGCAGGCUAUAAUUGUACAGCAGAACUCCUUCUGCAAGGUCAGUACAGCAAAUUCUCUUUUCCAGAUGGGAUUUUUGGAAGUAAACAAUGGGACAUCCGUGUGGUCACAAGAGACAGCCUCAUAACACAGAGACAGUUCAUGGUCCAGAUAUUUGAUUCGGAAAAUUUCUUGAAAUUUUCAAACAACGAAGCUAAUGUGGCAAGUUGCAACGAGUGGAGCGAGCUGAAUCAUUUUCAACUUUGCCUAUCAUUGCAGGGAAACAAGUGCAGGAGCAUCCAAUCCUCCUCGGGGUCUGAUAUGCCGUACACUACCGUUGUAGUUUCUUGUGGAGCUCAAAACCAGCUGAAUUGCAACCUUGAUAUCAGUGUCAAGGUAGUCCCGCAGGAAAACACAGGAUGCAAAGCAGGAAGCAUAUCCUGUGGGGCUCUCGGAGGAAUUCUGGCUGCCAUCAUCAUUGUGAUCUUGGUCGCAAUGGGAAGCUUGCUCUAUCGACGAAGAAAUUUUCGUUCUCGCGAAUUCGAAAUAAAUGCUGAGAAAACGUCAAGAGACGGAGCAAGGUCCCCGAUAUGAUGUCACAUCUUCAAGAUUUCACAAGGAUGACAUUCUGAUGGUGUUUGGGUGGUCCAUAACCCUUACAUUUCUUCAAUAUUUGACGAGACCUACAUACUUGUUUGGAUUGAACAUUCUUGAAUUCUC